Teleopsis dalmanni is the source of this 1113-nucleotide messenger RNA. RefSeq lists its product as uncharacterized. The transcript has 2 exons. The record is from RefSeq and is a predicted model, not a curated record. The coding region runs from base 1 to 1113 and encodes 370 amino acids. NCBI's taxonomy places the organism in Eukaryota, Metazoa, Arthropoda, Insecta, Diptera, Diopsidae.
AUGGAUUUAAACUUUCUUAAAUUUAUGAUAAUAAGAUGUGCCAAUACUACUAUUGCGGUAACUACUUCUUCACCGUGGACCAAUACAACAAGCUCUAACACAACUAUUGGAGUAACUACUUCUUCACCUUGGACAAAUACAACAAGUGCCAAUACUACCAUUGCUGUAUCAACUUCUUCACCAUGGACCAAUACCACAAGUGCCAAUACUACUAUUGCGGUAACUACUUCUUCACCGUGGACCAAUACAACAAGCUCUAACACAACUAUUGGAGUAACUACUUCUUCACCUUGGACAAAUACAACAAGUGCCAAUACUACCAUUGCUGUAUCAACUUCUUCACCAUGGACCAAUACCACAAGUGCCAAUACUACUAUUGCGGUAACUACUUCUUCACCGUGGACCAAUACAACAAGCUCUAACACAACUAUUGGAGUAACUACUUCUUCACCGUGGAGUAAUACAACAAGUGCUAAUACUACUAUUGAAGUAACUACUUCUUCACCCUGGACCAAUACAACAAGUUCUAACACAACUAUUGGAAUUACUACUUCUUCACCGUGGACAAAUACAACAAGUGCCAAUACCACUGCUGCGGUAACUACUUCUUCACCAUGGACUAAUACAACAAUUGCCAAUACUACCAUUGGUGUAUCAACUUCUUCACCAUGGACCAAUACCACAAGUGCCAAUACUACUAUUGCGGUAAAUACUUCUUCACCGUGGACCAAUACAACAAGCUCUAAUACAACUAUUGGAGUAACUACUUCUUCACCGUGGACAAAUACAACGAGUGCCAAUACUACAGUGGCAGUAACUACUUCAUCACCGUGGACUAAUACAACGAUUACUAAUACUACUCUUGUAGUAACUUCUUCUUCACCAUGGAUAAAUACAACGAUUGCCAAUGUUACUACUUCACCAUGGACAAAUACAACUAAUUCAAAUUCAUCGUCAUUACUUACAACUGUUCAACCUUCUUUUAACACAACUGCCAAUAGUACUACUCUUAUUCUAACCACACCUAUUUCUACAGAAAACACAACGACCUCUCACGAUUCUAAUUUAAAUUGGUUGGAAACUACUUGGAAUAAAAUAAAAAAUAUUUUUUAA